Molecule: messenger RNA, 1521 nt
Organism: Triplophysa rosa
Lineage: Eukaryota; Metazoa; Chordata; Actinopteri; Cypriniformes; Nemacheilidae
Gene: s100u
Product: S100 calcium binding protein U
Exons: 3
Coding region: 149-694 (181 amino acids)
Cellular component (GO): perinuclear region of cytoplasm
Molecular function (GO): calcium ion binding
Source: RefSeq, a predicted model, not a curated record
AAAAUCACGGAAGAGAGUCGAGCAGCGGUUCGAGUCUGACAAGUUUUUUUCUGACGUAGGGAGGAAAAAGGGAAAGGAUUAGAGGUUUUACUGCAGCUACUGCGAACUGUCAAUCCGUGCUGUCCCCGUUUAAGGAGCGAAAACAAAGAUGGAGGCAGCCCUUAAAACAGUAGUGGGGGUCUUCCUGAAGUCAGCUAAAGGGAAAGAAAACCUCGGAGCAAAAGAGUUUCAGAGUCUUGUGAAGAGUCAACUGAAGAACAUUCUGACGGGCACAGAAGACAAUAACUCAGUGAAAGACAUGCGUCAGCAACUCGACAACAACCAGGAUGGAAAGGUCAGCUUUCAAGAGUACAUGACUCUGAUCGGUUAUUUGGCGCAGUCUGUCAGCACACAGCGUUGUUUGGAAAAGGAAUCUGAAGCCGAGAGUUCAGCUCAGGCAUCGGCCGCAGCAAACACAGAGUCACAGCCGGCAGAACCGAAGGCAGAACCGAAGGCAGAACCACAAGCUGAACCACAAGCAGAACCACAAGCUGAACCACAAGCUGAACCACAGGCAGCAAAGGAGGAGCCGGUGGCUGAAGAGGCGGCUGCCACGGAAGAGAAGAAGCCAGAGGAGGAGGAAGUCGAGCGGGAGGAGGUGCAACCUGAAGAGAAAAAAGUGGAAGAGCAGAAUAAAACCGAGGAGGCCUCAUAGGAGCUCGAGAAAGCUGAGAUCUACUAAUCUUGUGCUUUCAUGUUUGUUUUACUUUUGUCGUUUUCAUUUUUGUGAUAUUUUAAAACACACACAAGAAACCCGGCCAAUACACUACAAAUUAUGUUACUGCAAAGAGGCAUAUAGUCAUCUCAAUAAUACUUAUUUAAUAACAAUGCGCACCUGUGAUUGGUUUUGUAAUGAUUGUAAGUAAAUUUGUCCAGGUCUUGGCAACAGCCAGAAAUGUGGCCGGAGGGCUGCAUUCAUUUUUAUAUGAGCCAGAGCUGUUGUAAGGGUACUGCAACCACUGUCUUCCCUCUUCAAUAUCUCCACAAAGCCACCGUGAAUGAAGAAAAGGGAGAAUUUGUAUCUGAGAAAUUGUUUCUCUGCUACUGUUUACUGCUUGUUUGUGCCACAUCAUAACGACAGGGUUACUCAGUCGACUCCGGUGCUAGACGUACAUUUAUUUUUCAGUGUUGCGGCAAUUUAACAAUCCCUAUGAGACUUGUGUUGUGAUGCACAUCCACAUGUGAAAAAUAACCACGGUGUUGCCACAAUCGGUUACCAUAGUUUUACUACAAAUACCACAUAUUGACCAAUGGGCGCUGCGGUGAGACGAUGGUAAAUUUGCGGCUAGCGUGGUCAUACUACAAUUACAAAUACCACAAAGCUACGGUUACCGUAGUAAACCAUGGUUAAUUUUCAAUAUGGAUGGGAACACUGACCUGAGCCAAUGUGCUUUGUUGUUCACAUUUUUGCCAAAUUUGAGCAAGGCCUUUUUUGCAUGAGAAUAAAGCGAUUUUGUUUGAAAUAAAUGUAGUUUUAUUGCA